AUGGUCCAAUCUUUGAAGCAGAAAGGCCAUGUGGUUGCAUUCAUUGGACGAGGCAUUGGAGAUUCACAACCCCUUAGCGAAGCAAAUGUAGGACUUUGUUUUGGAACCCAAGGGGUAGAAAUUGUCAACGCAUGCUCAGCCAUUGUCAUGUCAUGCAAAGAUUUUCCUUUCAUCAUUGAUAUUUUGACAUGGGGUAGGAGAAUAUACGACAGUGUCCAGAUAUAUACUCAGUUUUUGCUCAUUGCAAGUUUUGUUGAUCUGCGAACCCAUGGUUUGAAUGCUGUGAUAGCUGUUCCAACAGGAAAAAUUCUAUUUUCGGUGUUUCAACUUUUGUGGAUGAAACUGAUUGCAGGUACUUUAGCAGUUCUUGCACUCAAUAUAGAAAAGCCAUCUCAAGAUGCUAUGCUGAGGCCACGAAGAAACUUGAAAGAGCCACUAAUCACAGCACAAAGGCGCAAAUCAUUAUUUAAGGAAAAGGAUUCUUUGGUCCUCAGUACGUACAUUCUCUGUCAAACCUUCAGCAUAUUCAAUCCCAGGCUUUUGGAGAACAUUUUUGAGGAGAUGACAGACAGGCUAGGAUUUGGCCAGUGGGGCUUGUGUAUAGCCUUUUCUGCUGCACCUUCUAUGGUCACUUG
Molecule: messenger RNA, 635 nt
Organism: Olea europaea var. sylvestris
Lineage: Eukaryota; Viridiplantae; Streptophyta; Magnoliopsida; Lamiales; Oleaceae
Product: putative calcium-transporting ATPase 13, plasma membrane-type
Exons: 4
Cellular component (GO): intracellular membrane-bounded organelle
Molecular function (GO): P-type calcium transporter activity
Source: RefSeq, a predicted model, not a curated record